GGAAACUUACGCAUUUUACGUAGCGCCAAGAAAAAGAGAAGCUGCGCUGGUCCAGUCUGUGGAGCUAAAGGAGAAAGAUACGACAUAAAACACCGAGUCAACAGAAUAUCUGACCCUGGAGACGACGAUAGGUCCCAGACACAGAGACAGAGACAGAGACACACAGACUGACACUGUCCCACUGAGUCCAGAGCCAGAGUCACUGACGUGCGUCACAACCGCAGCAGGUGCUGUAAGUAGCAAUGCCUGAAAAACAUGUCUUGCAAGAAAGAUAAUGAAGGAGAAGGAGGCCCACACCACACUGAGUUGUAUGGAUCUACUCCAAAAACAAGUCUCCCCAUUGUGUAUCACUCAGACUACAACAUCACAUUCAUGGGUCUGGAGAAGCUGCACCCUUUUGACGCUGGAAAAUGGGGCAAAGUUAUUCACUUUUUAAAAGAGGAACAGUUCAUCACUGAUGAGAACAUUGUGGAAGCUCGUGAAGCCUCUGAGCAGGACCUGCUGGUGACGCACACCAAACGCUACCUCAACAGACUCAAAUGGUCUCUUGUGGUAGCAACAAUCACAGAAAUCCCUCCACUUAUAUUUCUACCUAAUUUCCUGGUUCAGCGUAAGGUGUUGAAGCCUCUGCGGACACAGACAGGAGGGACUAUCAUGGCGGGAAAACUGGCUGUUGAACGAGGAUGGGCCAUAAACGUGGGAGGGGGGUUCCAUCAUUGCUCUGGAGAUCGAGGAGGGGGUUUCUGUGCCUACGCUGACAUCACUCUGGCCAUAAAGUUUCUGUUUGAGAGAGUUGAAGGCAUCUCCACGGCCACCAUCAUCGAUCUGGACGCUCAUCAGGGAAAUGGACACGAGCGGGACUUCCUGGAUGAUCAGCGCGUGUUCAUCAUGGACAUGUACAACCGCCACAUCUAUCCACGUGAUGCAUACGCCAAAAGAGCCAUAAAGAGGAGGGUGGAGCUGGACUGGGGCACUGAAGAUUCCGAGUAUCUUCAGAAAGUGGAGCUUCACUGUGACGGAGCCCUGAACGAGGUCCGGCCCGACGUCAUCGUCUACAACGCGGGCACGGACAUCCUGGACGGAGACCCUCUGGGAGGACUCUCCAUUUCACCACAUGGGAUCGUGAAGAGAGACGAGUUGGUGUUUCGAGCUGCGAGGAGGCGGGGCAUUCCCAUCCUCAUGGUGACCUCCGGAGGAUAUCAAAAGAAAACGGCACGCAUCAUCGCAGACUCCAUCCUCAACCUGCAUCACCAGGGUCUGAUCGGUCCAGAGAGGGAGGGCUUGUCCUCCGCGGCGACGAGUCUGACGUCGGGCCCCGGAUCCUCUGGCUCCGCACUCACGGCGAUUUAACUCGGGAUUUUAAUUUCUAUCGGCAGUGGUGAGAUUUGCAAAUCAGCGGGCCUCAUUCAGUCGCAAAGUUUAGAUUCGUUUUUAUUAACAAACAUAAUAAAAAUAACUGUUCAAACUCCAGGACUGUAUAUAGUUCACAUGUAACACGUUCAGACUAAACUGUGAGGACAUAACCAAACGUAGUGUCAGGGUUUACAGGCGACUAAUAUUUAUUCUGAGAUACGCCACUUUACUUUUCGGGUGGACUUUGCUGUUUUACGGUUUCUUUUCAGAUACAACAAAAGACAUAUUUUGACAAAAACGCUGUAAAAUGUACUUUAAGUGUGUAAUACCGGAUGUUGAAUGAAAUAGAAAAGAAAAUAUGACAUGAAAAAUGAGAAAACCGCUGUGGAAAAAACACUCCCGUCGUCACAAAAUGAUGAUGUAAUAACAGACAGACGUGACAAGCUUUGACAUUUUCCUUGUUUUAGAGAGAAAGAAAUAAAGGGAAUAACUGUUGGCACUUUACCAGAGUAUUGUUUAAUCUCAGGAAAUGAAUUUAUACUUAAACCUACUCAUGCCAUAGAUAAAAAGUGUGAAAUGUUUGUACUGAUACAUGAGAAUGAUUAUCCAAAUGUUAACGGUUUGAUUUUUGUUUAUUCUUAAUCAGCACUUGGCACUUAAACUUAAAACAGGUUAAAUAGUUUUAUUCUACCAGAUAAACCUGCGUGUUCUUUUUCUAAUGUUCAUGUUUACACGGCGUUUAUUCCGAGAUGAAACGUGAGGAUUCAGACGUUUGCGCGUUGUCGUCAUGUGGCCUCAGAUCAAUGCAGUCUCAUGUGUGUGCGUCGUGUAUGGAUCAGGAGUGUAGUGCUCUCACAGCGCGCGCUCUAAUGAUGUGCGCACAUGCAGCUGUGGUUACCGCACUCAUUGAUCACAUCGAUUUAAUGCAGCGGCUACAACACCGCAGCCUUCCACUUACGUAACACACUCUAACGUUAGUGCUUUGACUCGUGCCCGGUCGUCUGUGGGUAGAUGUGUGUGUUGUGAGGUGACUUGUGACGUCAAACUGGUUCAUUUUGGGGAAGAAAACAAGCCAAUCACACUAUUUUCAAUGUGCAUAACUGUGUGUAAUAAUUAAUAAAAGACAUUACACUUA
Periophthalmus magnuspinnatus is the source of this 2488-nucleotide messenger RNA. It is a transcript of the gene hdac11, whose product is annotated as histone deacetylase 11. Gene Ontology annotation, molecular function: histone deacetylase activity. The record is from RefSeq and is a predicted model, not a curated record. The transcript is spliced from 11 exons. NCBI's taxonomy places the organism in Eukaryota, Metazoa, Chordata, Actinopteri, Gobiiformes, Gobiidae. The coding region runs from base 256 to 1350 and encodes 364 amino acids.